This is a messenger RNA of Asparagus officinalis (garden asparagus), 943 nucleotides long. RefSeq lists its product as uncharacterized. The annotation marks the transcript as partial. The record is from RefSeq and is a predicted model, not a curated record. Gene Ontology annotation, biological process: positive regulation of DNA repair. Gene Ontology annotation, cellular component: BRCA1-A complex; BRISC complex. The transcript is spliced from 3 exons. Lineage: Eukaryota; Viridiplantae; Streptophyta; Magnoliopsida; Asparagales; Asparagaceae.
CGCAGCGAGGACAUCCUCUUCUGCGUCGACGUCGACGUAGAAUCCAAGGUGGAGAUGAAGGCCCAUGGGCCCAACGGCCGGCCAACCACCCGCUUGUACGCCAUCAAGCAGGCCGUGCUCUCCUUCGUCAAUUCCAAGCUCAACAUCAACCCCGACCAUCGGUUUUCCUUUGCUUCUUUCGGCAGCGAGCUCAGAUGGGUUCGAAGGGAGUUCAGCAAUCAAAUCCCCUCUGCUGUUGCGGAAGUUCAGGCACUCACUGCAGCAGACUCGUCCUAUGGGAAAGCAGAUCUUACUCUACUUUUCAAAAUGGCAGCAUAUGAAGCAAAGAAAUCUCAGCAACAAGGUCGGAUUUUUAGAGUGAUACUGAUCUACUGUAGAUCAUCAACUCCGCCCGAGCACAGAUGGCCGGUGAACGAGAAGAACUUCACUCUGGACGUUGUCUAUCUCCAUGACAAGCCCAGCACUGAGAACUGCCCACAGAGGGUCUAUGACCGUCUCGUCGAUGCCCUGGAGCACGUGACGCAGCACGAGGGCUACAUUUUGGAGAGUGGGCAAGGGCUCAGUCGAGUUGUCAUCCGCCACCUUAGCAUGCUUCUCUGCCACCCGGACCAGCGUUGCAUCCAAGAUGACCUUGACAUUCCUAAGUCCCUCAUGAGGAGGACGGUGGUCCAAGCUGAAAGUGUUGGUACUGAAGAGAGCACAGUUUCCACCUCCUAAUGGGAAGAAAAUUACGUAGAUGUCUAUUGGUUUGUUGUUGUUAACAAAAUUGUUGUCAAGUAAAUUUGUUCGGUAAAUUUGAACACUUCCCCUGGAUUUCUUCACACCUAUAGUUUAUUUCUGACUUUUUACUUGAUCGGAGGACUUUUUACUUGAUCGGUUGAUAGAGUGUUCUUUUUGCUCUUAUCCACUUUUGGUCCUUUUUGUGGAGGACACGUUAUUCUUA